Molecule: messenger RNA, 1260 nt
Organism: Cladophialophora yegresii CBS 114405
Lineage: Eukaryota; Fungi; Ascomycota; Eurotiomycetes; Chaetothyriales; Herpotrichiellaceae
Exons: 4
Coding region: 1-1260 (419 amino acids)
Biological process (GO): DNA repair; DNA-templated DNA replication
Cellular component (GO): nucleus; DNA replication factor C complex
Molecular function (GO): DNA clamp loader activity; ATP hydrolysis activity; ATP binding
Source: RefSeq, a predicted model, not a curated record
AUGGCCGACUUCUUCAGCAAUAAAGCCCGCGCUGCUGCCGCUGCAUCGUCCUCUAAGCCCAACACCUCCAAAUCCAUCGAAACCACAGAAAGAGCAGUCCCAUGGGUCGAAAAAUACCGGCCGAAAUCUCUCGAGGAAGUCAAAAGUCAAGAACACGCGACAGAGACACUGCGGCGGAUGGUAAACGCUUCCAACCUGCCUCAUCUCCUGUGCUAUGGUCCUCCCGGGAACGGCAAGACUAGCACAAUUCUGGCGCUGUGCAGGGAACUGUUCGGCCCGGAACUGAUGAAGACGAGAGUGCUCGAACUGAAUGCUUCAGACGAGCGCGGGCUAUCGGUGAUCCGAGAACGAGUCAAGCAAUUUGCCGCGCUGCACUUGACGAAUCCGAGCAGCAAAGAGUAUACGCAGAAAUACCCGUGUCCGAACUUUAAGAUUGUCAUCCUGGAUGAAGCAGACCAGCUGACGCAAGACGCCCAAGGAGCAUUGAGAAGAGUAAUGGAAAUUUACAGCACCUCCACCCGCUUCGCCCUCUGCUGCAACUACGUCUCUCGCAUCAUCGACCCCAUAGCCUCGCGGUGCUCGAAAUUCAGAUUCAAAGCCAUUGGCGGUGACCAAGCGGCGGCUCGCAUCGCGGAGAUUCUCAAGGCCGAGAACGUCAACUACACCGACGGCGUCAUCGAACGGACAUUGAAGGUCUCAGACGGUGACUUGCGAAGAGCCAUUAACCUGCUACAAUCUGCCGCCCGGCUCGUGGGAGCUUCGGCUUCGGCUUCGGCGUCGAGCGAGAAGGCGAACGCCGGGAGCAAAAAAAACGUUGUCCCCGAAGACAGCGACGACGAGAUGGAGGAUGUGGAUAAUACCACAAAACCCAAUGCCCAAACCGGCGGCAACGCCAUCCGAAUAUCCGACAUCGAUGAGAUCGCGGGCACGUUUCCCCCAGCUCUGACGGACAGGUUGAUCAAAAUCCUCCAGAAGGGAAACACGAGGAAUUAUAGCCACAUUGCCACCGAGAUCACGAAUAUCGUCGCGUCAGGAUACGCCGCGAACGAAGUCCUCUCGGCUCUGUACGCGAAGAUCAUCGUCGGGGAUGAGGGAGACAUCGUGGUCGCAAAAAAGGGUGACGUGGCUGCGGCGUUGCGGAAGAAGGCGGCACUGACGCAAACCUUCUCCGAGUUCGACAAGCGGUUGAUCGACGGGGUGGAUGAGCAUCUCGCGUUGCUGGACAUGAGUUGUCAGCUGGCUGCGGUGUUGGCUGCCUGA